This is a messenger RNA of Mesoplodon densirostris (Blainville's beaked whale), 726 nucleotides long. RefSeq names its product tetraspanin 1 (gene TSPAN1). The transcript is spliced from 7 exons. Gene Ontology annotation, cellular component: membrane. NCBI's taxonomy places the organism in Eukaryota, Metazoa, Chordata, Mammalia, Artiodactyla, Ziphiidae. The record is from RefSeq and is a predicted model, not a curated record. The coding region runs from base 1 to 726 and encodes 241 amino acids.
AUGCAGUGCUUCAGCUUCAUCAAGACCACGAUGAUCCUCUUCAACAUGCUCAUCUUUCUGUGUGGUGCGGUCCUGUUGGCAGUGGGCAUCUGGGUGUCAGUCGACGGACCAUCCUUCAUGAAGAUCUUCGGGCCACUAUCAUCCAGUGCCAUGCAGUUUGUCAACGUGGGCUACUUCCUCAUCGCAGCUGGCGCUGUGCUCUUCGCUCUUGGUUUCCUGGGCUGCUAUGGUGCCCAGACUGAGAACAAGUGUGCCCUCAUGAUGUUCUUCUUCAUCCUCCUCGUCAUCUUCAUUGCUGAGGUUGCAGCUGCUGUGGUUGCCUUGGUGUACACCACAAUGGCUGAGAACUUCCUGACGUUGAUGGUAGUGCCCACCAUCAAGAAAGAGUACGGUUCCCAAAAAGACUUCACCCAAGUGUGGAACUCCACCAUGGAAGGGCUCAAGUGCUGUGGCUUCAACAACUACACAGAUUUUGAGGACUCUCCCUAUGUAAAAGAGAACCACGUCUUUCCCCGAUACUGUUGCUUUGACCAUGGCAAUGGCACAUUUGUGGAACCCUGCACUAAGGCCCAUGCCCAGGACCAGGAAGUAGAGGGUUGCUUCAAUCAGCUUCUGUAUGACAUCCAAACCAAUGCAGUUACCGUGGGUGGUGUGGCAGCUGGAAUUGGGGGCUUGGAGCUGGCGGCCAUGAUUGUGUCCAUGUAUCUGUACUGCAAUCUGAAAUAA